GAAACCCAACGCCGUGUAUGUUCAACUUUUGGUAAAGCGAAGCCGAUAGCAGUCUCUUCCGUUUCCACCUCGCUCCGAAACAAAAGAAAGGUCAAGAUAUUUUCUGAAAUCAAAGGAUAAAUAAAAAGAAAAGGAAAGUGAGAUCUUCUGGUAAAUCUUGAAAGCUCCAUCUCUCCCCAACGAACUCCUACUGUUGUUGUUGUUGUUUGUUCGGAAGUAGGAGGCGACAAUGGCCGGGUAUAGGGCGGAUGAUGACUACGAUUACCUCUUCAAGGUGGUCCUAAUCGGCGAUUCCGGUGUUGGCAAGUCCAACCUGCUUUCCAGGUUUACUCGCAACGAGUUCAGCCUCGAGUCCAAGUCCACAAUCGGUGUUGAGUUCGCUACUCGCAGCUUGAACGUUGAUGGCAAGGUUAUCAAGGCCCAGAUUUGGGACACUGCUGGUCAAGAAAGGUACCGUGCCAUAACCAGUGCUUAUUAUCGAGGAGCUGUUGGCGCACUGCUUGUCUAUGAUGUUACUCGGCACUCCACAUUUGAGAAUGUUGAGAGAUGGUUAAGGGAGCUGAGGGAUCACACAGAUCCCAACAUUGUGGUCAUGCUCAUUGGUAAUAAAUCAGAUCUUCGUCAUCUAGUUGCCGUCUCAACCGAGGAUGGAAAAUCUUUUGCUGAGAGAGAGUCUCUCUACUUCAUGGAAACUUCUGCUCUGGAAGCAACUAAUGUGGACAGUGCAUUUGCUGAACUGCUUACUCAGAUAUACCGUAUCGUAAGCAAGAAGGCAAUGGAGAGUGGUGAAGAUGGAGCUGCUGCAGCUGUUCCAUCGAAAGGAGAGAAAAUAGACGUUAGUAAAGAUGUUUCUGCAAUGAAGAAAGGAGGGUGCUGCUCGAGCUAGAAUUCUAGUCUAAAUUUGAUUCUUCAUGAGAUGUUGGGUGGUUUGUCUUGUUGUAACCCUUCCUAUGUACCCCGUUGUUGUGUAAAAUCUUCUCAAAUAUGCCUACAGUAGGAGAUUGGCCAUGAUUGAUCACUUUUUUACUUUCAAAUGUUCUGUUAAAACUGUUGAUUUAGACCAACAGAGAGGUUGACCAGGAAUGCGAUGUUACACUAUUGCCUUCAA
Tripterygium wilfordii is the source of this 1108-nucleotide messenger RNA. RefSeq names its product ras-related protein RABA1d. The transcript has 2 exons. Gene Ontology annotation, molecular function: GTPase activity; GTP binding. The record is from RefSeq and is a predicted model, not a curated record. Bases 230 to 886 code for a protein of 218 amino acids. Lineage: Eukaryota; Viridiplantae; Streptophyta; Magnoliopsida; Celastrales; Celastraceae. Gene Ontology annotation, cellular component: endosome.